AUGGAGGCAGCCACACCUAACUUGCAGCAUUCUUUCGGACUGGGCCCUCGAGGUCCAAACCCAAAGCUUGGAUCUGAGCACACUGCUCCUGGUCCGCCUCGCUCUGAGGAGCAGCACCACAAACCCUUCUUCUACAUACAGUCGUCGCAGCCUUACAUGCCCGUUCAGGGUCUGCAGUGGCCUGUGGCCAUGCCUGUGCCCAUGUCUUACAACCCAUAUUAUGGUUAUCCCGGCUUAGGGUUUGGCCUUCCAAUGAUGCCUCACUAUCAGCAAAAUCCCUAUGUUGAGCCCCCUGGAUUUGUUGUUCCUCAUACCCACCUCCAUUUGAUGGACUACAGGCGCAUGCUGAAUCAGCAGUACUACCACACCAUGGCCUACCAUGCCCGCCGGUUCCGUUACCAGCACAACUCUGCGUCCAAAGAGAUGACCAGCUCUGAGGUUCAAACUGAGCCACUUCUAUCAGUUCAUAGGACCAGUACCCCAAGGUCCAGCGAGUGCUCCACCAACAAUACUCCUGGUGUCUCUACAGAUCAGCUGCAGUCACCAGCUUUGACUGUACAUUCAGAGGGACAUUCUUCGGAGAUCCAAGAGAAGGCAUCCUCUUCAAACGCUGGGACUCCAUCAAACAGCAGCUUUGUGAUUCAAACUGAGGAAGUGAGGAUUGAAUGCUGCACCACACCAGUUGGACUCCAACUACUGCACUCUCAUGAGGCUGCAGAAGUGUCCCACAGCUUUUCCCAGGAUCUGGUCCAGUGUAGUUCUCUUACUCAAAGCGGUAUCCUGCAGGAUGAGGGGCUGGACCUUCCAGCAGACCCGUCUGAACAGAACCCAAAAGUUUGUCCAGACAUCCUGUUAGUUGGUAUGCCGCACACUGAGAAGGCUAAUUCCCAAAAGCAGCCCAGAAACCAGGUGGCUUGUGUGAUUGCAAACGAAGCAGGAGAGACUAGAAGUGAUCAAGAUUUGAGUUUGAACUCGAAGAGUUUUCACUUCAAAGUUGUACAGGUGCCGUUUGAUCCAACAUAUUUGGACAAACUUAGGAAAAUGGAAUCUACAGUCUGGUCGGCAGAGGAAACCUUCAUGACUUCGCCUGUGAGUGCUUCCAAUAAAGCAAUCAAUGAUUUACCUGCAGAAAAACCACCAGAAAUGCUAAUGUUGACUACAGAGGUUCCUACUGAUGAAGUAAUUCCUGUAAAAGAGAUGCCUCCACUGGCGGAGGUUGAACUGGAGGAAAUUAUCCCCACAGUAGGAAGUAUCGAAAGCAUGUCCAACACCAAUAUCUGCCCUGGUACGUGUGAUGUUCCACUUCCCGAGCUAACGAAGGCAUCAGAGGUAACUCUUUCAACUACUAUUCUGUUGGACAACUCCCCUCCUGAAUCGGAUGGAGAGCAACACCAGCAUGAAACUACAAAUGACCAAGAUCACCAGGACACCUCCUUUGAAUCUUUGCCUGCCUACCUUCCUUCCACCAGUUGGCUUUCUGACUUUGAUCAUAGCUAUUACUGCAGAAAAAUGCCACUACCUUCCAUCAAGCAGAACAGACAAAUUAGUCUUCAUGGUCCAGAGGUUUCAAAAAGGAGAAGAAAGCUAGAUUUGGAUUAUAAAGAUCAACCUAAUGUUCGGAAACCAAAAGAGAGGUACAAGCCUAAAGGCAAGGUGGAUCGGCAAAGUAUCUCUGACCACGAGUGCUGCCUGAGCAGAAAUCUCAAUGAGAACAGGUUCAGCUCUCGCAGGUCAAAGAAUGAGCGUCUCUGCACAAGAUGUACGACAAAACGAAGAAUCAGCACGUCUCCUAUUUCAGUUCGUGACGGCCGUACCUCUAAAAGGAAAGCUGUUCCCUUCCAGCAGUGGAAUAAUGUCCUACCAACAUGUGAAGCGUGCAAAUCGCACGGUAAGGGGCAACUCGUGAGAAAAAGUUCCAAUCCGGAUCUUUGCUCUCCCCACUACGGGCAUGACACAGAGGGGGAAUCCUCUGGGAACAGCUCAUGCUGGACGGGACCCAAAUGGAGGGUUGCUGGCAACUCUAAAAAACUUCAGGACAUCAAGAGGCCGCUGGCAUCCAGGCAGAUGGUAACCAGAAGUCCUGCAGCAAUCCCAGCGAUGCUAAGGGAGAGGAACUGUGCUCAUAAACCAGAACCACAAAACCAGUCUGUUGGUUGGGAAAGGCUGCGCCACUGUCCGCAUGGGAACACCAUCCAAGAGACUGACGAGAACUGCGCUGUUCCGGUGUCACUUGAGGAGAAAUGGAGAAGCCUGGAUCAGCUGUACCUGACGCACAGAGGGCAAACCGCAAAGAGGUCAUGGAGGGAUCCGACGCCCACCACUCGCAACGGUCGCUUCAUGAAGGAGGCUACACUACAGCACUUUAUUAAUCACAAGAAAACUCAACCACUGUCACAAGGAACCUACACAACAGAAACAAGAUGCUGAUUUGCACAAGAGCACAACUCAACUGAGCACAACCAAUGUUUUUAAAUGAUCAACACUUAAAUUAUUUGGCACUUUAUUCAAGUAUGUAAAUAAGCACUAUGUCCACUAUUUAUUGUGACUAAAAUAAACACAGAUUUCAUAGUUUUUGCAAA
Cyprinodon tularosa is the source of this 2579-nucleotide messenger RNA. RefSeq names its product bucky ball-like. Lineage: Eukaryota; Metazoa; Chordata; Actinopteri; Cyprinodontiformes; Cyprinodontidae. The record is from RefSeq and is a predicted model, not a curated record. The coding region runs from base 1 to 2427 and encodes 808 amino acids. The transcript has 4 exons.